AGAAGCUCUUGUGUAUCUCAAAUACCUUAAUAUCUCUUUCAAUGAACUCAGUGGAGAAAUCCCCACUGGUGGUCCCUUUGCAAAUGUCACCAGUCAAUCUUUCUUGUCCAAUGAUGCACUUUGUGGUGACUCCCGAUUUAACGUAAAAUCAUGCCUAACCAAAUCUACAAAGAAGUCAAGAAGAAAAGGAGUGCUUACAGGUUUAUAUAUUCUAUUAGGGAUUGGAUCACUCUUCACGUUGGCUGUUGGAUUUGUGGUGUUAAGAUUGAGAAACACAAAGAAGAGUGCAAGUCAAAAAGAUGUGUCUCUCAUAAAAGGGCAUGAAAGAAUUUCAUAUUAUGAACUUGAACAGGCAACAGAAGGAUUCAACGAAACCAACUUGCUUGGUAAUGGGAGUUUCAGCAUGGUUUAUAAAGGGAUACUUAAAGAUGGUAUCAUUUUUGCAGCAAAGGUAUUCAAUGUGCAAUUGGAGGGUGCAUUCAAAAGUUUUGACAAAGAAUGUGAGAUACUCCGGAGCCUUCGACACAGAAAUCUGACUAAAGUCAUCACUAGCUGCUCAAAUCUUGAUUUCAAGGCCCUAGUGUUGGAAUACAUGCCUAAUGGGACACUUGAAAAAUGGUUAUACUCGCACAACUUGUUCUUGAGCUUUUUGCAGAGACUGGAUAUAAUGAUAGAUGUUGCAUCUGCAAUGGACUAUCUCCACAAUGGCUAUUCAACACCUGUGGUGCAUUGUGACUUGAAGCCAAGCAAUGUCUUGCUAGAUCAAGAAAUGGUUGCUCAUGUAAGUGAUUUUGGCAUUGCAAAAUUGUUAGGUGCAGAGGAGGCUUUUGUUCAAACAAAGACAAUUGCAACCAUUGGAUAUAUUGCUCCAGAGUAUGGACAAGAUGGCAUAGUAUCCACGAGUUGUGAUGUUUAUAGUUUUGGCAUCCUGAUGAUGGAGACAUUCACACGAACAAGACCAAGUGAUGAAAUAUUUACUGGAGACAUGAGCAUACAAAGUUGGGUUAGUGAUUCAUUCCCAAGUGGAAUUCAUAAAGUGGUGGAUUCUAAUUUGAUACAGCCAGGGGAUGAACAAAUCGAUGCAAAGAUGCCAUGUUUGUUAUCAAUCAUGGAACUAGCUUUGAGCUGCACUUUAGUGACACCCAAUACAAGAAUUAGCAUGGAAUAUUCUCUUUCAACGCUGAAAAAGAUUAGGCUCCAGUUUGUCAAUAGUCAGCACUAGGUGGAAUUAGGCAGGCUACUUAACCUAUGUCAGUUAGGUUAAGAUUUCAAUUCUGCACAAGUACUUAAGUUUGUUUAAUCAUGGUUGUUGGGGGAAACUCAUUUCUUUAUAUAUGUAUUUCUGAUGAUGUAUGGAAGUCGAAAAUGCAGUCUACUCAAGUUGGACCUUGUUAGAUGCAUUAUUUUGGACCUUGUUUGUCACAAGCUGCAUUCCAGUUUGUUUCCCACAAGAAAUUGUGUCCCAUUAGUAUUAGAAAUAACAUCGGAAUAUGCACUGCUAUUUGAGCCACCAGAAUU
Molecule: messenger RNA, 1518 nt
Organism: Solanum dulcamara
Lineage: Eukaryota; Viridiplantae; Streptophyta; Magnoliopsida; Solanales; Solanaceae
Product: probable LRR receptor-like serine/threonine-protein kinase At3g47570
Exons: 2
Coding region: 404-1222 (272 amino acids)
Biological process (GO): protein phosphorylation
Molecular function (GO): ATP binding; protein kinase activity
Source: RefSeq, a predicted model, not a curated record